Seminavis robusta is the source of this 990-nucleotide messenger RNA. The record is from the annotation of a GenBank genome assembly. NCBI's taxonomy places the organism in Eukaryota, Bacillariophyta, Bacillariophyceae, Naviculales, Naviculaceae.
AUGCACCACGGCAUCAAAAAGGGUGCUCAGUUCCAAAUUCGCGCAAACGUCUCCACAGAGGGAUAUGUCAUCGAGACGUUGCCAAAGAUGCUUUCAAACUGCGAAAGUGGAGCAAGGGAUCCCUGUACAAUGGAAUACCCACGCGACGUUUCGAGAUUGAUGGUAGCCGUAACGGCAUUCUUCGAUCCAGCGGUGGACCUAUUUGAAUGUUCCACGGCCGAUGAAGGAAUUUAUUGGUUGGCAAACAUUGGCCGGAUGAUUGGCGUUCCCCUUACAAGAACCCGUCGCAAGGACCGUCAGAUGGCAUUAGAAGGAAACACAAUUCAUUUCAUUGGUACGGAAGACCCCACAACAAACUUUCCCUGGUACGCAAAGACUGCAAAGCGACUAGUCAACGCAACAAGGUUCCUUUGUUGUCUGGUUCGGAAAGACGGAAAUAUUGUAGGUGAUUGCAUUGACUGCUGGAAGCACUGUGGUUACGGUUGCCCUGGUGCAGCGUAUCUACGUAGCAAGUACAGUCUACUUGACGGCUCACUUGUAAACAAGAGAAAGGUAAAAAGCAACUCUCGCGGAAUGAAAGCAAAGGCAAUCGCACGUGGAUCGAAACACGAAAUGUAUAUAAGUGGUAGGGCUACUGUUCUUGGAAAGAGACGAAAGGCUCCGGAAAUGCUCAAGUCGGACAAGGAUUUCCUUCUGUCGUUGAGCUACCCCAUGCUACGUGAAACAACAAACUACCUUGGAUUGCUUUGCGAUUGCACUGAAAAUGGGAAGGCAUCGCAAAGCAAAAUGAUUUCUGUCUUGGUAGAAGAAUUCUAUGAUGACCCAGUUGCGUACAGGACAAAAAAUGCGAAAGAAGACAACGUAUUGGUGGAUGCUGAUCAGCUGGACGAUCUAUCGGAAGCAUCUUUCAACGUAGUGGAAGCAAUGGAUUCCUUUCCUGACGACGAAGACGAUGGCUUUUUAGACAAAUUCAAUAACGAUACUAUGUAA